AUGUCAGACGAACAGCACAUUGAUGCCGCCCUCGACGGUCUCCACCUCGAAAACAACAACGAAGAUGCCCCUCCUCGCACCGAUGACGAAUAUGCCCUUGCUCAGCUUACUCUGAGAGCUAUCGUCUCCUCUAAGGAAGCAGGCGUCAUCAUUGGAAAAGCUGGCCAAAACGUCGCCGAGCUCCGCGACAAGACUGGUGUCCGCGCCGGCGUCAGCAAGGUCGUCCCUGGUGUUCACGACCGCGUCCUGACUGUCCUCGGCCCCUUGGAUGCCGUCGCUUCCGCCUACGGUCACGUUGCCGAUGGCUUGCUCAAGGGCGUUCCCCAGCUCGGCAUGGGCGGUGUUGCCUCUAACCCCAACACUCACCGUACGUCGCAUUACUCCCUCUCCACCUCCCCUACUAAUCCCCGUCUAGCUGUCCGCCUCCUCAUCUCGCACAACCAGAUGGGUACCAUCAUCGGUCGCCAAGGUCUCAAGAUCAAGCAAAUCCAGGACGCUUCUGGUGUUCGUAUGGUCGCCCAAAAGGAAAUGCUCCCCCAGUCAACCGAGCGCAUUGUUGAAAUUCAAGGCACACCUGACGGUAUCCAGAAGGCUGUUUGGGAGAUUGGCAAGUGCCUGGUCGACGACGAACAGCGUGGCUACGGUACUAUCCUCUACAAUCCUGCCGUCAGAGUCUCUGGUGGUGCUGGUGGUGCCCCUGCUAGCAACGGCUCUUCGUACCCCUCUGGUGGCCGCUCCUACAACCGCACUGGCAACGGCACUGACUUCAGCGAUGCCCCUGCCGCCUACACCCGCCGCGACUCUGCUCCCCGCGCUCCCGCACCUAUCGCUGCCGAAGAUGAUGAGGACAUUCAAACCCAGAACAUCAGCAUUCCUGCCGACAUGGUUGGUUGCAUCAUCGGUCGCGGAGGUAGCAAGAUCUCCGAGAUCCGCAAGAGUUCCGGCGCUCGUAUCUCCAUUGCUAAGGCCNCCCACGACGAAUCUGGCGAAAGGAUGUUCACUAUUACUGGAUCCUCGAGUGCCAACGAGAAGGCCCUUNACCUGCUUUACGAGAACCUCGAAGCCGAGAAGAUGAGAAGAAGCCAGAUGCCUCCUCAGGAUGCUUAG
Aureobasidium musti is the source of this 1107-nucleotide messenger RNA. The record is from the annotation of a GenBank genome assembly. Lineage: Eukaryota; Fungi; Ascomycota; Dothideomycetes; Dothideales; Saccotheciaceae.